AUGGCACAUCUUCCAAAGAAGAGAGAUCUCUCUGAAUUCAGUGACGGAAUGCACUCGGAUCGUACGCUGGUCGGACAACCCAGAUGUGUAGAACCGUCCUCCGACGCUACUCGCGAAGGUCCAGAAUCAGGCAACACAGUCGGCCCGACAGAGAGGCAAACCCCGUCUACAAUCCUUGCUUCCUCAGACGAACGCGUCCACCAUAACGAUUACUCUUCGCACGCAGAUGAUGAGUUCACCGUCGCCGCGGUCUUAAGGGCAACGAGAAAGUUUUUGGCGAGCGCCCUCGGUAACUUGACCCAAGUUCCCUUCUUCCUGCGCCGUGGCAACAAGGGCUUCAGCGAUGAUGUCAGAGCGACGACUUCGGGCUCUACGGAGGUCAACGCGGAACGGGACAUCUCUAUCCGAGAGUUGGAUCGGGAAGUCAACGUAGAACGUCCUGCCAAGCGUCGAAAAGUUGUCGGCGCCGACGGGCCUGGUCCGUCGUUACGGGAUACUGACGUCGAGGUUCCCAUCGCCCUCACCUGGCACCCUCGUUAUCGCCAUUUUCUUGCCGCGAUCCGGGCGCACUUUCUCUACCUACUCGGAGUGAAAAGCCUUCAGGCUUUAGAUCCGUCGUCCUCACACUGCCAACCUUUGACUAUUUUGGAACAACAACAAUAUCUCGGCAACCUACCCGGCCGCGUAACCACCACCGAGGAGCACUUCCGCUUUGACUUCCAACUGAGUCGAUCCCACCCUUUCAACUUGGAAGCACUGCGCGUCUUUUCAAUCUCGUUUCUCAAGCAUGUCAGCGAUGGGGCCUAUAGUCGUCCGGCACCAUUGCCGUGCAUAUUCCUCAUCCUACGCAAUGUAGAGGCGGCAAUAUACAAUCACGCGAAGAUGGCCAAAGCCGUUUGGUAUCGCAGAUUCGUCGUUCAAGAGUCUGAAGAAGCAAUGGCUAGUCGCCUGGCGACAAAUUCCCGCAAAUCCAGAAAGCAGCGCCUUUAUAGGAAACGACUGGCCGCGAUCACACAAUAUGCCCCACAUCAUCAUGCGCUCGUGUCGACGGCGGGUGCUAGAGGUGUCAGUUCAGACGAAUCAUCGGAUGAUAUGGACGAAGCGGACCGCCAUCAGGACACAGUCGUCCGCGUUGCUCCCAGCUGGCGGAGUCUCGAAUUCCAAGGAUGGUAUCACUCACUGGAUCCACUUGUGGCGAAUAUUGAGAAGUCGCGCGUUGGACGCCGCACGCGGCGUGGCGCUACCUCUCGUCGUCGCAAGCACUCGUCGAAAGUCAAUCGGAGUUCUGUCGCGCCCAUUGGCCUCCCGCGCAAUUGCUAUCAUACAGGUUGGCUGGCAGAUCUGUCCCCGUAUGACUUGAACAAGCUACAAGUCCUUGAGGAGACAUACGAUCUAACACCUAUACAAUAG
Molecule: messenger RNA, 1410 nt
Organism: Peniophora sp. CBMAI 1063
Lineage: Eukaryota; Fungi; Basidiomycota; Agaricomycetes; Russulales; Peniophoraceae
Source: the annotation of a GenBank genome assembly